CCCGCCUCUGUUCAGAGCGUGCUGGCGCCCGCUUGACGUUGCAGUGCUGGCAGAUAGCUAACUUAACAUCAGUGUGCGGAGCUGUUGCCUUAAGGCCCACUAUACGCGAGGCUCGAGUUAAGAUCCUUUAACACGCCUGUUAAUUACUCUUUGCGUUGUGUCUCCCAGUUCCGUCGUCGUCAUGACCAGUCAGUUGCGCAGGAUGAGCUAUUGCAGGUCCUCCGAGGAGGUGAUGAAUUCGGCAAAGAGUUGGAUGCAGAAAGAAGCGAGCUGCAGCAGCCGGCAGCAGCCUCUUUUCUGCUGGGCCGAAGCGUGGCCCCCGCGCGGCUGCUACCGGGACUCCGUACGAUCGUCGCUCCACGACGAGGAGAUGGUGGGCCUCCGCUGCGAGUGGGAGCGUAAGACGGACAAGAAGUUCCACCAGAACCAGCUUCGCAUACAGCAGGAGCGCCAGCAGGAGCUGGCUGACAAGCAGCUGCACGACAGAAGGCACAGGCUGAUGCAAGUGCUGGAGAGUGAGAAGAAAACGCUCGAACGAAAGCUGACUGCCCUAAACUUGGCCGAGAAAUCAACUAGGCGUCAGCAGCGCAGCAAUCCUGAAGAUCAAUUUUCACAGCUCUCCAAAACAAACGGAACAAAUCAAUAAACUGGAAGAGAGCCCAUUUUUUGCCCUUUA
Rhipicephalus microplus (southern cattle tick) is the source of this 676-nucleotide messenger RNA. RefSeq lists its product as uncharacterized. NCBI's taxonomy places the organism in Eukaryota, Metazoa, Arthropoda, Arachnida, Ixodida, Ixodidae. The record is from RefSeq and is a predicted model, not a curated record.